UAUUUAUUUAUUUAUUUUUAUUAACUUCUAAAUGAAAAUUGGAUCCAAGUGAUCAUAUGCCAAUUCAGAUUCCAUUAUUCACAGAGUCACUCACUGGUUACGAUUAAUGGAUAAUGGUGGUAUGAACCCUCAAUACAGUGCAAAAUGAAGGCAAAUCCUUACACUGCAAAUUCUCCACCCUUUUCUUCCCCAAUUUUCCUCCUUUCUACCCCCAAUUUUACGCCAAAUCAUGCUAAUGGCAGAAUAAUCAAAGCAUCAUUAUCACCAUCAUCUUCUUCAGACGAAAAGAAGAGCAAAAUCGAAAUAAGGGUUUGUACUAACAGGACUUGCAGGAGACAAGGAUCAUUGGAAAUUUUCCAAGUGCUCUCUGGAAUUGCGCCUCCACACGUUUCUGUGAUUUCUUGCGGGUGCCUCGGUCGAUGUGGGGCGGGCCCUAACGUUGUCGUUUUGCCCGAGGGUGCGUUUUUAGGUCACUGUGGGACUCCAAUCAAGGCCGCGAAUUUGAUGUCGUUAGUUUCCGGGAUUGAUAGUAGCGAGGUCGAGAGUAGUACAGAAAAUUGCUUGAAGGCAUUGGCGUUGAGGAAGAGAGCUGAGGAUGAAACGAGCCUCGGAAAUUUCUCCAUCACUUAUAAUUUGCUGUCACAGGCUAUAGAUCUUAAUCCGUUUGGGGGUGUCCAUAUUUUGUACAAGGACAGAUCUGCAGCCAGGUUGGCAAUGGGAGACACAGCUGGGGCACUUGAAGAUGCUACAAAGGCUUUGACUCUUGCCCCUAACUAUCAUGAAGGUUAUAUUUGCCAUGCUGACACUUUAAUGGCUAUGGAUCAAUUUGAAGCAGCGGAGGAGUCCUAUUCAAUAGCUUUAGAAUUAGAGCCCUCAAUCCGUCGCUCCAGAUCAUUCAAGGCUCGAAUUGCAAGGCUUCAGGAGAAAGUAUUUCCUUCAAAUUUGGGUUGACUUGAUGUUAUGUUUGGCAUUGCUUGUGUCAAAGAAUUGUAAUGGAACUAAUGGUAGAUUAGUUAUCACCUUUUUUUCUAGUGUUCGUUGGCUGUCCUUGUAUUAAAUUGAUCAAGUAUGGGUCUCCUUUGGAAACAGUGCUACUUGCAUGUGAAAAUAGCGAACACUUCGUAGUAGCACCACUUCCGUAGAGAAUCAGUUGCUAGUGUACCAGUGGCAAUAUCAGAGGAAUGCAGCAGCAAAGUUAGCACAUAUUACUUUCAGCAAUUAGUAAGUAUUGCAAGUGUUCAGAGAAUCAUUAUCUUCAUCGAAGUUAUAAUCUUUUGUUGAAAAUGUUGUCUAAUCAUCUGGUGGCAAUCUUAUGUAAAUUUUAACAUUGGAAUUAA
Molecule: messenger RNA, 1337 nt
Organism: Olea europaea var. sylvestris
Lineage: Eukaryota; Viridiplantae; Streptophyta; Magnoliopsida; Lamiales; Oleaceae
Exons: 6
Coding region: 145-951 (268 amino acids)
Molecular function (GO): protein binding
Source: RefSeq, a predicted model, not a curated record